Molecule: messenger RNA, 136 nt
Organism: Dentiscutata heterogama
Lineage: Eukaryota; Fungi; Glomeromycota; Glomeromycetes; Diversisporales; Gigasporaceae
Source: the annotation of a GenBank genome assembly
UAGUACAAUAAAUCUCUCCACUCAAUCUUAUACGUGGUUGGUCAAUGUUCCCGUGGGUACUUAUUACCUUGCUCUUAACGAUGGUAGUGGUGAUAAGUACUCUGGAACUUUUAGUGUCUUUAGUGCCGGACUGCCU